Messenger RNA from Pomacea canaliculata, 1714 nucleotides. RefSeq lists its product as uncharacterized. The transcript has 4 exons. Lineage: Eukaryota; Metazoa; Mollusca; Gastropoda; Architaenioglossa; Ampullariidae. The record is from RefSeq and is a predicted model, not a curated record. The coding region runs from base 116 to 919 and encodes 267 amino acids.
CGUCACGUGACCUCGGCUAUAAAACCAGGCAUGGAGGGUGAGGAGAGGUGUUGUUAAGUCCCGACCUGCUCGCCGCCAUUUCCUCUGUACUUAGCAACCGCUGUUGUCAAGCAGGAUGAAGCUGGAAGUCACUGUAGUCUUGAUGGCACUUCUGUGUGUGUCUCAAACCAACGCGCAGAUGGAGUCCAUCAUGAGCUUACUCGGGAUGGACCCUGUGCCAAUGCCUCCUCCCCUCCCGAAGUCUCUAGACCCCGCCUAUCAGAGACAGCAACAACAGAUGCACAUGUACCAGUUCCAGCAGCAGCAGCGACAGCUGAUAGAACAACGGCGGAAAGAACAACAGUUUGCUUUGCUGCAGCACCUGCGCAACAUGUCCUCCAAGCAACUGCAGGACCUGCAGCAGAAGCUGGCACCGGAGCAGCUACAGAGGCUUGUGGGAUUGCUCAAGACCCUGAAGCAGGAGCAGUCAGGGUUCCCCCUUGACAAGGCAUUACAGGCUUCCAGGCAGGAAAAUGCCAUUCUGUCCGGUGCCAAUAGGAUCCGGCAGCUAGCAGCCUUAAACUCUGCGCAGGGCAAGAAAGCAUUCCAGAGUGUUGCCUCCAGAAGAACGACACCAUCUCGAGGCUCCCCCAAUAUGUUCAGCACGAUGUCCAAAAUCUCAAGCCAGCCCAAGAAAGCCAUGGACGCCUUGGCCGCAGGGUGCAGCUACCCGAUGGGUAUGGAUGGCAUGGAAGCCACCCUGAUGUUCGCCGGCAGCUGCUCCAACCCUAUGGCCAGAGGCACCUGCAUGGCUAAUGGCCGGUCUUGCGUGAAUGUGGGCAUGUCCAUCAUGUGCUGCCCGGCAGGAUACAGCAGCCGAACACUGGAUGCCUUCAAGUACAUGAAACAGAUGCAAGACUUCAUGACACAGAUAUCCUGAGUCCUGCGGCGCCAUCUAGGAGCCAGUUCUCUUUCCAUCUGUCCAUCUGUGUCCAAAGAAUGUAUGGCUUUAAGUCGUCCUCGGCGACAUCUCGCCAUCUACUGCCGACCUUGUAACCAACCUGAGAGUUUAUCAAAUAAUCUUGUUGCCAUUAUAAAAAAGAAAUAUCUACGCAUUUUUUGUUUUUGCUUGUUUGGAAAAUGUCACACGAAUAUUUCAUAGCAGAAUCGGUGGCGAUGGGUUAAUAAAUGUAUUUUGAUUGUUCGCAGGUAAAUUGUAUUACAAUUAUGAUCCCUUAACAGUUUGUACAGUAUUCUUGUAUUUCAGUUUAGGAAGACAAUUAUGAAUAUUUUGAGACUUUUUGGGUAACAGAUUGACCACUGUCAAACUUCAAAUAAUUUCAUUAAAAAUAAUUUAGCCAACAUUUCUACAGGUAGAAUUUUGUUAUCUAUGGUAUAAGAUUUGUGUAAAGUUUUUUUUUCAAAAUAAAUUGGUAGUUUUUUUUUUGCGAACGAUGGCUUUACAUUUAUGUUAAAAUAUUAUUCUGCUGUUGUACUUAUUGUUUGAAACUUAUAGUCAGCCACGGAAGAGGAAGAAGAAGAAUAUUUUUGCGUGAAAUGUUCUUGAAUAACAACUUGAACUGCACUUGUGAUGUCUCCACCGUUUCUCUUUCGUCGUAUGUCAAGAAAACUAGUGAAAGAAAUUUUGGUGAAACAAAAAUUCAAAUGAAGAACAUGUGUGAAGUAUUUCGAUCUAAGAAAGGCUGACGAAUAAAAUCUGAACCUGUAUUGUUAA